Messenger RNA from Notolabrus celidotus (New Zealand spotty), 6595 nucleotides. It is a transcript of the gene hivep3a, whose product is annotated as HIVEP zinc finger 3a. The coding region runs from base 446 to 5797 and encodes 1783 amino acids. Gene Ontology annotation, biological process: regulation of transcription by RNA polymerase II. The record is from RefSeq and is a predicted model, not a curated record. Gene Ontology annotation, cellular component: nucleus. The transcript has 6 exons. Lineage: Eukaryota; Metazoa; Chordata; Actinopteri; Labriformes; Labridae. Gene Ontology annotation, molecular function: DNA-binding transcription factor activity, RNA polymerase II-specific; RNA polymerase II cis-regulatory region sequence-specific DNA binding.
CUUGACGCAGCUGGUGAAGCUGUGGCCGCACCGCAGAGAAGUGAAGUUGAGCAUCCUGCAGAUCUUUAUUUUUAGAAGACUGAAGCAUCGUGGAUCCAGGGCAGUGGACUGAGCGGCAGAGUGUGUGGCAGCAGGACGGGCUGAGGGCUUCACGAUGGGAAACUUAAGAUCAGCGAGGCAGAGGAGGACUUCCUGCACAGUGAAUGACAUUUUACAGCUGCUCUCUUUUAUAACCCGCUUCUGCAUUUGAUGUCAUCACUCUGCUGUCAGGCGAUAUAGUUAGAGAAAACGAGCGAGGACUAUGAGUGGUGACAGUCAGCUGAAGUGGAUUCAAUUUGAUAACUCACAUUAAACCCAUUAUCCAGUUCAUGGUUUGGCUUGAACUCUGUAGCCUGGCAUAGGCAGACACAUCCCACUUGUCUACCAGAGGCUGUUCUCCCGUUUUAUGGAGGCCUUGCAUAGUUGCCUGACGACUGGGGAGCAGUCCAGUGGUCAAGAGCAUCAUCAGCCAGAGUCUCCUCCCCAAGGCUCCCGGUCUAAGUCUCCCUCCAAGCCCAGUGAGCAACAGCACACCGGCUCUCGAAAGCCCCAUGGCACACCCCAGCAAACCAAACAGUCCAGAAGACAGCAUCAUGAACGUAAACGUCUCCGACAUCAGCGGCAGAGUGUCGACUCAGAUGCGGCGCCGGAACCUAAACAUGAGACAACUAAAGACAUCACAGUUUCUAGUUCGUCAUCAGGAGUCCCACCGGCCUCGACAGGUGGACCAUCCCAGUCUAAAUCAGAGACCGAGGAGGGCACUCCAAAACAGAAACGUGAGCGCAAGCCUCAAAGACCAGGAAAGUAUGUCUGCACAUACUGUGGUCGUGCAUGUGCAAAGCCCAGUGUCCUGCAGAAACACAUUCGCUCCCACACAGGUGAAAGGCCGUAUCCUUGUGCCCCGUGUGGCUUCUCUUUUAAGACUAAGAGUAACCUGUACAAACACCGCAAAUCACAUACACACAGGGUCAAGGCAGGCCUGGCACUUGGGGAGCCUGGGAGAUCUCUAGAGGAGCAGGUCACUGAGUCCGAAGAUGAAACCAAACAGCCAUCAUCAGCAUCUUCUCUUGCAGAAAGACAAGGCAGUGUAGCCUCAAUCAAAAGCCCUGAAACAGACAGAGCCAAGGACUGCACUGGAGGAAGCGAUGACUCCUACGCAGUUAAGAAAAGACUAGCUCUGCGUCUAAGUCGAGGAAAACAUGGCCCUCAUGACUCAUCUUUUGAAAAGACUUCACCUCUUAUUCUUGCGAGUAAAGGUAGUACAGAAUCAGGCUAUUUCUCUCGAUCUGAAAGUACGGAGCAGUCACAGGACAGCCCCCCUAACACAUGUGCCAAAAGCUACGCAGAGAUCAUCCUAGGCAAGUACGGACGUCUCGGACACCUACAGAGGAUGGCUCGGCACCACAACCAGCAGUCCUCUGGUCAAGAGGACAAAAACAUCCCCUUCACUGUCCCCAAGAAGCAGGUCAUUGACCACAUCACCAAACUCAUCACUAUCAACGAAGCAGUGGUGGACACGAGUAAGAUCGACAGCGUGAAACCGAGGAGAUUUUCACUCUCAAGAAAGAACAGUUCAGAGUCUCAAAAGAGUUCCUCCAUGAAAGAUGCUCUCAUUCAGAGCCCUAAACCUGGAGAUCUGGGCUACAAAAACAGUGGCUCCAUCACCAUGGGAGUUCCAUGUGAAAAGUUUCAUCAUCCGUCCGUCAAUGUGGAGCAUCCAGCUGGCCAAACAUCCAACACCCCUCUAAUAAGAAGUCACUCAAUGCCCUCUGCAGCAAGUACUUUGGACGCCUCUAGUGGUGGCCAAAGUAAAUACUGCCCAAGUCAGUCCUUUGACGAAAGGCCGCAUGCAUCCCGUCGUUAUGGGAUGCUGAGACGACAGCCGGCAAUUGAAAUCCCUCUCAGUGCUGAGGUCACAAAAGAGGACCCCGAGAACUCUCAUUCGUUUUACCCUGAGAGUGUAACCACCGUACCGGACCACACGCAGAGUCACCCUCAGCCGUAUGAGUGCGAGGCCUGUGGUGUGGGAUGCAAAGAUUGGGAAGGUUACAAGAGACACAAGCAAAGUCUUUGUUUGGUACAUCACCCCAGGAAUGAGGUUGUGAUCAGUCAAAUGGAGUGUUCCCAGCUGAGUAACCAGACAUUCAGAGCGGGAGCGUCAGCGUUACGCAAGAGAAGGAAAGAGGAGAGCUUUGAGUUUGAUGACCCCUCUUCUCCUACACUACCCUCUCCUGCUGUCUUGUCAGGUAAAGAUGAAGGUAGUGUACCCUAUGAGUGCCCCAGGAGACCAACGCUGCAGACCUGUUCUGUAAUCCAACACACAAGUUCAUUUGAAAAACAGGAAUCAGUGUGCAAUGAGAGUCAAGGCGGCGAGGCCGCGAAGAACUCUCCAGCAUCUGAGGAAUACCAACUGGUUCCUCAGGCGCAACCCCAGCAACAGACAACGAAACCGGCAACCCGAAAGCUGGUCCGACAACACAGUGUGCAGGUCCCAGAGAUACUGGUCACAGAGGACUCCAAUAUGAACACAGGGACUGAUGCAGAGACAACAACACAAGCAAAACCACCUGAGAAGCCUGAUGAGUUUCAGUGGCCACAGAGAAGCCCCUCACUGGCCCAGCUCCCUAUUGAGAAGCUUCCCCCAAAGAAGAAGCGCUUACGUCUCGCUGAGGCUGCCCAGUCCUCUGGUGAAUCCAGUUUUGACUCCAUAUCCAUGCCACACAGCCCCAGCCAGAGCAGCAGUGCAUCCUACGCCUCCAGUCGUUCCACAUCCUUUGAAGAGUCAAGUAGACCAGACAUAGAGACAGCAACGUCCACCCCACUGAGGAGGUCAAGAGCUCCUCACAUGUUGACAGUUCCUGGAGUGCAUCAGCACAGAGAAAUGAGGCGCUCUGCAUCUGAACAGGCACCUCAUGACCCACAGCCGAGGGUCUUAAUCGCAGAGACCCGCAGCAAAUCUUUCGACUUCAGCUGUCUGUCCCCUGAGCGCUCUGCGGUUGGCUGGAGGGACAGAAGAAGAUGUCUUCUUAUGAGACACACUACUGUCCAAGAUCCAGACGAAGAGGAGGAGAAGUGCACCAAAACAAGUUGUAGUCCUGAAAAUGCCAGCCCCAGAGUAUGUUCCCAAAGAAGCCCGACUCCUGUGUUCUGCAGCAGAACCCCUUCUUCCCCUUUAUCAGGUGACACAGCGAUGCAUAAUCAAGUGAAUCUACAAUGUAAAGAGGUCUUCUGUCAGUGGAAAUGCAGUCAAAAUAUUCAGCUGACAGGCAGCACAGAACACUCUUUUACACAAUGUUUGUCUGCAGAUCCUGUAAAAGAGGAGGCCCCACAAUACCAUGCAGGGGAGCCUCCUCCCCUAGCACCACAGUCCUACCCAUCACACGGACCAUCAGGGGCAGCGAGAGCUCAUUACCUCCCUUUGUCUACUGGGCUGAAGCUAGAGAUUCCUUUCCUUCAUGAUGAUAGUUUAGAAGUCCGAGUCAAUCACUCCCACAUCCAGCACUCUGCCCCUCACAUCACUCCCAGUCCAGAACUAUUAAGACCAGUCACAUCUCCAGCAGUAGCAGUGCGUCUCCAAACAGACACCCUCACCCUAUCAUGUGCCAUUUACACCACAAUGUCCCAGUCCACCUCCACCAGGCCCCCAGAGAAGGUUGAUUCUGUUUCACAGAGUCUGAGAAUCCCAACAGCUGAAUACAGAGACAACAGGACUAUAAGUUCUGGUUUUCACUUGUGGUCUGACGAUGGCCUGAGGAUAUCGGGCACUGGGGGCAAUAAGCGCAUGCUUUCCCCUUCGAACAGUAUAGAGAUCCUCCCGGAGUCCCGGCAGCAGCAGAAACGGGUGAAAGAAGAAGAGGAGAGGGAGGUGGGGUUUGUUGACAAGGCGCUGGUGGACACCUGCAAUCAGGACUUCAAAGGAGAAAUUCAGUCAUGUCUGCCCCGUGUUUAUCCUCCUAUCACCCAUGUUGAACCCUCAUUCCCCAGUCUGCUGUCCAACACCUGUAAUAGCUGGUGCUAUUUAAACUACAUUAAACCAAACCCGUCUGCUCUGGAUGAACAGAAGCCCUCAGUGUAUUCAUCAUGGUCCACCAGCAGCUAUGACCCCAACCCACCUGGCCUCUCCAGCAAGACGGCUCUCUCUCUGCUGCACAGUAAACAGAGGCUCAGUUCCUCCAUCUACACCACAUCACCCAUGUCAGUCAGGAGGACCGAGUCACUGGAGCAGGAGGACCACAACAGACUGAGCUCCACUGAGGUUUACAACAGCCAGUCGUGCUGCAGAAACCAGGAGGGAUCCAGGAAGGGACAGUGGUCUGCAGGUGACGACAGCUCUAAUAGAAAAGAAGCAAAGGAUGAAGAGAAGAAGGAGGACGAGGAGGAGGAGGGGGAGGAUGUACCCUUGUGCUUCAGAGAUAAAAAACCUCCUGAUGUUUGCAUCUCAGAGAGAGGAUCACAUGAGAAGCACGCCGCCAGUCAAAGUGGAGGUGGAGGGAACAGCCAGUGUGACGAAUGUGUUCUCCAAACGUGCAGCCAUGGCGCCGCAGAAUCAGCGACGUACAUCUCCAAACAGUCAAACAGUUCUUUGAAAACCAAAGGAGUCUGUGAGGAACCUUCAGUCCAGCCGCACACACACCAAGAUCAGAAGUACUCUGACUCAAAGAAGAGUGGACACGAUGAGGAUCACACUGCAAAGACCCCGGACCAAGGAUGUGAUGAAGAGAACAGGACCAUGCCAGCUGAAGACCCUGCUCCCUCUGGUCGAGGGAAACCUCUACCCGGCACUCAGCCGAUUGAGCCUGAACCACGACAAUCCGCCCCUCCACCUCUCAAGGAUCCCUCCCCGAGGAGCUCAGCCAGCGCCCGGAGGGCCUUGUUCGCCCGCCGGCGCCUCGACGCUUCAGCGUCCACGUCCUGCGCAGGCUCGCAUUCUCCGGGUGCUCAAACCCUGAUUCCACUGACGGAGCCGUCUCCACCUCGCAGCCCGUCACCCCGGCCUUACCUGUCCCCCCUCCCUUCUUCCUCCCUCUCCCCUGCUACUUGUCAUGCCUCCUCCUCCUCCUCCACCCUGAGACCCGUCUCCCCUCUCAGAGGUCUCUCUCCCAUAAUAGCGCAGCCCCAUGGCUCUGAGUCCUCCAGGCCUUCAGGUUUACUGGCAAACAUAUCUGCUCCGUGUCACGCCUGUCUUCACCCAAGAGACCAACCGUCUACAGCGAGACUGUCUGUGGAUGAGGUUGGUCUGACCCACAUCACCCUGCAUCCCACACGGCCUCGGGGAGCCCACAACCUCCUGAGUCACCUCCCUCUGCAUUCCCAGCAGCCGAGCAGGACCCCGAGCCUCCUCAUUCCCAUUGGGGGGAUUCACAUGAUUCAACCCAGGUCCCCCCUCCCUCUGUACAGCCUGGUGAGCAGCCCCUCAGCAGCUCCAGCUUACUCUGCGAGGACAGGGGCAUCCUGGAGACUUAGUGACGCUCCGAAAGGGAGGUUUUCUCUGCUGCAGCGACAGGAUACUCUCAAAGAGACGUCGCACAGCCCGCCGGACCCCGAGGCGUUAGAGGGAACAUCCAGGAGCGGCAUAUCGGACACUUUACUACCCAGAAAGAGCGGAGGAGGAUGCUUCAGCGUCCAGCAGCCCAAGAGGGCCGGGGCAGAGCUCAGGCAUCUGAAGGUAGACACAGACGCACAAUUCACAGACAGGUGUGUUUAUCCCAAAACCACCCAAGGCCAAAAAAAGGCUCCUUCCUCCCAGACGCCGCUGUGAUAGGGGGAAGAGCCUGAAGGGAAAGUGCAACAGAUUUGAAGUCUGGAAACCAGAGGCUGCUGUUAAAACACAGCGCUGGUUCAGAGACAGAGGAGAAACAAGGCAAGAGCACUUCAGCACCGCUUCUGAAUGACGCUGUUAUGUAAUUAUAUGAAUAAUAUAUAUAGACACUAUGUUAGAUAUGCAGUAUGUUUUGUAAGUCUUUUUUUACCCUCUUGUUUGAUGUCAUCGGUGUUAAUUUAUUUAUGUGCUAUUAUGCAAGUUCUGUACAAUAUGCAAGAGCAGCUGGAAUGAAAAUAGACAAAGUUUUAAUCAGUUCCCCUUCUCUCCUCUCCGACAGCUCUAAUAUAUAUUGCUGUGUAAAUGUACUGUAUUACCAAAAUGGAUAUAGAAAGGUACUACAAAUAUUUAUUCACCCGACCAGUAUUUUGAAGUGCAAUUUAAUGUGGAGAUUGUAGUUUGAAACGUCACUUUUAAAGGCCGUGAUGAAUAUGAUUUGUCCGUUUUGUUUUCGUUUGUUGUCGUCGUCUUUGUUUGUGUUUCAAGAAGCAGGGUUACGAUCACCUCCUUUUCUAACGUCUUUAGGAAAAGAAGUUUCAGAUCAAGACAUUUGCAGUGCACUGACAAAACAUUUGAUACCCAGAGGAAACCUGUUUCACGUACAUGGUAGCUACGGUGCCGUUCUUUUCAUAUACAGAUACAUGUAUUUUUGUGUUGGUGCUUUUAUAAAUGAUACAAUCACUCUGUCAUUUUCAUGUUUACCAUUAAACUUCUCAUUUUUACAGAUUUAUAUUAAAA